CUUUCUAUACAUAGGACGCAGUGUAUGCACAGUUCAUGGCCAGUCUAAAGAGGGAUUCGAGGCUGACCUCCUGGCAGAGCACACUGUGCGGAGGGGUAGCUGGAAUACUAAGCCGCACUGCCACUGCCCCCCUGGAUGUGGUGAAGAUUCUCACACAAGUAGGCACUUUCCACUCCAAGCAAGGCUUUCUCAAUACCUUCCAUCUGUUAUACAAGGCAGAGGGACUCCGAGCGUUCUGGAAGGGUAACCUGACUGCAUGUGUGCGCCUGUUCCCAUACAGUGCGGUGCAACUGUCAGCCUAUCACAAGCUAUCAGUGAUGUUUAUGGAUGAUUUAGGACAGAUCUCACCAAGUAAAGCCAUUCUAGCUGGAAGUGUGGCAGGAAUGUUGGCAGCUAUAAUCAUCUAUCCUACUGAUGUCAUCAAGACCCGACUUAUUGUGCAGAACAGCAUGGAACCCACAUACAGAGGGAUCAUUCAUGCACUAUGCACUGUGUACUAUCAGGAAGGAUUUCGAUCAUUAUAUCGGGGAGUUUCACUUUCAAUUCUUGGAGCAGUUCCAUUUUCUGCUGGUUUAUUCUUUAUGGAUGUGAGUCUGGACAGAAUCUGGGAGGAGUCUGGGGCCCGGUUAACACCUCUACAGAACUUUGUAAAUGGCUGCUUGGCUGCCGCUGUAGCCCAGACAUUAUCUUUCCCUUUUGAAACUGUUAAGAAGAAAAUGCAGGCACAGAGCCACAUCCUUCCUCAUUGUGGGGCAGUUGAUGUCCACUUUAAUGGAGUCCUUGAUUGUUUUAGACAAAUUGUAAAGAUAAAAGGAGUAAUGAGCCUUUGGAAUGGAUUGACUGCCAAUUUACUGAAGAUUUUUCCUUAUUACGGUUUAAUGUUCAGCACUUUUGAAUGCUGCAAACGGUACUUCCUGUAUCGAAAUGGUUACCUUGUGUCACCCCUCAGCAGCCAGCUGAUGCCGGGAGUGGAUCAGAGUCUGGGGCCCUGGGAACUGCAAGAACUACACAAGUUUAUCCGGCAAAAGAAGAUUGAAAACAGAAACCCAUCUUUGAAAAGCUAA
Molecule: messenger RNA, 1064 nt
Organism: Staurois parvus
Lineage: Eukaryota; Metazoa; Chordata; Amphibia; Anura; Ranidae
Source: the annotation of a GenBank genome assembly